AGCCGGACUCUAGCUUAGCGGUCCUGGACCUGCGCCCUGGGGCUUGGGGAGCCUCGAGGCACCGCCCCCGCGGGGGAGGGCCAGAUUCACCGCAGGGGUGGGGCGGCCGCGGACGUUGGCCCCUCCUCCUGAUGUUGGUUCCAGGGUCCUCUUUCUGUCUCUUUCCCGGGACCAGCGUGUACAGACGUCCAGACCGUUAGGUUUUUACCUGUUCCGUGCCCAGGGGAUAAAUGGCGGGGAAAAAGCGAGAGGUCCAGUUACAGGCAGUCGUCAAUACUCAAAGCCUGUGGGAUGAGAUGUUGCAGAACAAAGGCCUAACAGUGAUCGACGUUUACCAAGCCUGGUGUGGACCUUGCAAAGCAAUGCAAACUUUAUUCAGAAAAUUGAAAAAUGAGCUGAACGAAGACGAACUUCUGCAUUUUGCUGUAGCAGAAGCUGACAACAUUGUGACUUUGCAGCCAUUUAGAGAUAAAUGUGAACCUGUUUUUCUCUUCAGUGUUAAUGGCAAAAUUAUUGCAAAGAUCCAUGGUGCAAAUGCACCACUUGUUAAUCAAAAAAUUAUUAACUUGGUCGAAGAGGAGAAGAAAAUUGCAGCAGGUGAAAUGAUUCGACCUCAGUAUCAUGAAAUUCUGUUUGUAGACCCAGAUGAGGAUGAUGGUGGGGAUGCACCCAGUGAAAGUGUUGAUCAACUCUACUGUAUUGCUAUUAUCAAACCUGAUGCUGUGAUUAGUAGAAAAUCUCAAGAGAUUAAACAAAAAGGAAGAAAUGUCCUUGCCUUGUCUUACAUGUGCUCCCCUCUGCGCCUGGAUCCGACUCUCUCUGUGAAGAUCAUCAAGGCAGGCUUUGUCAUAGAAAUGGAGGAUAAGAGAUUGCUCACUGAACAACAAGUAAGGGACUUCUAUCAUCGGAUAGCAGACCAGCCUGACUUUGAAGAGUUUGUCCUUUUUAUGACCAGCGGUCUGAGCCAUAUUCUAGUUGUAUCUCAAGGAAAUGAAGAACAGCCCACCCUGGGAGAAACUAGGCCCAAUCCUGAGACCGAAGAUGAAGAAAUAUAUGAGGAUCACCCUGAUGUGGUCAUACCUCCAGGGAUGAAGAAGAAGAGGGACAGCUUACAAGAAUUUCUGGAAAGACAACAUAUAUCUCAGUUUUGUGAUGUUGAAGAGACUGUAACUAAUGUUAACCAUUUCAUUGAUGUGUUCUUCCCUGAUUUUGAAAACAUGAAAAAUCUCAAAUUAGAAAAGAUCCUGGCAUUACUUUGGCCAGCUCUCUUUCAAGAAAAGAAAGAGGAUGUUUUGAAGAUUAUUGAAGAUGAAGGCUUUAAAAUACUGAUGCAAAGGCAAAUUGUAUUAUCAAAAGAGGAAGCACACACACUGUGCAAGGAAUAUGAAAAUGAAGAUUAUUUUGGAAAGCUUAUAGAAAAAAUGACCAGCGGUCCAUCUCUAGCCCUUGUUUUAGUAAGAGACCAUGGUUUACAACACUGGAAAGAGUUAAUUGGACCAAGUAGUGUUCAAAAAGCCAAAGAAUCUGUUCCAGAGAGUUUGUGCGCACGAUUUGCAAUGGAAGGUUUGCCCAUCAACCAGUUGUAUGGAAGUGAUUCAUUAGAAGCGGCCGAGAGGGACAUACAGUAUUUCUUUCCUCCUCAAAGCACUUUAGCACUGCUUAAACCUCAUUUAACACAGGAACAAAGAGAGGAGAUCCUGAAACUUAUUAGAGAGGCUGGCUUUGAAAUAACACAGAUGAAGGAAAUGCUCCUAAAUGAAGAAGAAGUAGAAAAAAUUUACUCAAAAAUAAAAGGAAAAGACUUUUAUCAAGACGUAGUAGAAAUGUUAACUGAGGGUCCGUCUUUGGUCAUGGUUCUGACCAGAUGGAAUGCUGUUUCAGACUGGAGACGAUUGAUGGGUCCCGUAGAACCAGAGGAGGCAAAACUACUGUCCCCAGACUCUAUCCGAGCCAGGUUUGGAAGAAGUGUUUUGAAAAAUGCUGUCCACGGGUCAUCUAAUACCUACGAAGCAAUGGAGAGCAUUAAUAGAAUUUUUGAAGACUUCAUUCCUGAGAAUCCUGAGAGAAACUUAAAGAUGGAAAGACCCAUCCUAAAAUUCACAUGAAAUUUCAAAGGACUCAGAAGAACCAAGACAAUCUUGAAAAACAGCAAAAUCAGAGCACUCCUACUUCCUGAUUUUAAAGUUUAUUACAAAGUGGCAAUAGUCAAAACAGUGUGGUUGUGGCAUAAGGAUAGACUGAUGGAAAAGAAUUGAGAACCUAUAAGUAAACCUUCACAUUUAUGAUUAGUUGAUGUUCAACCAGGGUACCAAGAUCAUUUAGUAAAAAGAGAACAGUGUCUUUAAUAAAUAGUAUGGAAAGACUAGAUAUCUACAUUUCAAAUAAUGAAGUUGGACUAUCACCUUACACUAUAUACAAAAAUUAAUUCAAAAUAGAUCAAAGACCUACACUGAAGAGCUAAAAUGAUAAAACUCUUAGAAGAAAACAUAGGGGAAAAUCUGAGGGACAUUGGAUUGGGCUAAAUGCUAUGCCAAAGGGACGGGCAACAAAAGAAAAAGGAGAUAACUUCGUUUUAAUCAAAAAUAAAAACUGCAUCAAAGGAAACUAUUGAGAGAGUGAGAGCACAACCCUCAGAAUGGAAGAAAAUAUUCGUAAAUUCGGUAUCUGAUAAGGACUUAAUAUCAGAAAUGGAUAAAGGGCUUGAAUAGACCUUUCUUCAAAGAAUAUCAACAAAUGGCCAACAAAUCCAAGAAAAGGUUCUCAACACAAUUAGUCAUUAGAGAAAUGUAAAUCAAAACCACAAUGAGAUACCACUUCACAGAUAGCUAGGAUGGCUACAAUAAACAAGGGAAUAUAAAAAGUGUUGGUAAGGAUGUGGAGAAAUUGCUACUCUUAUGCAUUAUGGUAGGGAUAUAAAAUGGGGGAGCUACUGUGGAUGACAGUGUCACACUUUCUCAAAAGGUUAAACAUAGAAUUACAUCUGACCCAGCAAUUCUACUCCUAGGUGUAUAUCCAAGAAAAUUGAAAACAGGAAUACAAACACUUACUUGUACACCAGUGUUUGAUAGCAGCAUAAUUCACAAUAGGUGGAAACAACCCAAGUGUCCAUCAAUGGAAGGAUAGAUAAACAAAAUAUGGUAUAUACCUACAAUGGGAUAUUAUUUAGAUGUAAAAACGAAGUAUUGACAACAUGGUACAACAUGGGGGAACCUUGAAAACAUUACAUUACGUGAAAUAAGCCAGACACAAAAGGACAAAUAUCAUAUGAUUCCACUUCUAAGAGAUACCUUGGAUAGACAAAUUCAUAGGGACAGAAAUUUGACUAGAACUUAAUAGAUACAGUUUCCUUUUAGAGUGAUGAAAAAUUUUGGGAAAAGAUUGUAAUGGUUGCAGACCAUGUGAACAUAACUAAGACCACUGAUUUGUACACUUGAAAAUAGUUAAAAUGGUAAGUUUUAUGUUAUAUAUAUUUUACCACAAUAAAAAUAUUUUUAAAAUAAAAUAAAGAAUAGUUCCUCAGGAAAGCACAGAGCUCUCUCACAGUAGAGUUCUCCAAAAGCUCUCCGAAAACUAUAUAAAAUUAGGUAUGUCUGAUAGUACAUUUAUUUUUAUUAUUUUCUUAGAUUGAGUAUAGAGCAUAUGCUUAUUUUUUUUCUUCAAGUUUUUAUUUAAAUUCCAGUUAGCAUACACUGUGAUAUGGGU
Messenger RNA from Lutra lutra (Eurasian river otter), 3702 nucleotides. RefSeq names its product NME/NM23 family member 8 (gene NME8). The record is from RefSeq and is a predicted model, not a curated record. The coding region runs from base 231 to 2105 and encodes 624 amino acids. NCBI's taxonomy places the organism in Eukaryota, Metazoa, Chordata, Mammalia, Carnivora, Mustelidae. The transcript has 17 exons.